Molecule: messenger RNA, 462 nt
Organism: Symsagittifera roscoffensis
Lineage: Eukaryota; Metazoa; Xenacoelomorpha; Acoela; Convolutidae
Exons: 2
Coding region: 1-462 (153 amino acids)
Source: RefSeq, a predicted model, not a curated record
AUGGUGAUGGUGAUGGUGAUGGUGAUGGUGAUGGUGAUGGUCAUGGUGAUGGUGAUGGUGAUGGUUAUGGUGAUGAUGAUGGUGAUGGUGAUGAUGAUGUUGAUGGUGAUGGUGAUGGUGCUGGAUCAGGAUAAGGUGAUAGUGAUGGUGAUGGUGAUGAUGAUGUUGAUGGUGAUGUUGCUGGAUAAGGUGGCAGUGAUGGUGAUGGUGAUGGUGAUGGUGUUGGAUAAGAAGAUAGUGAUGGCGAUGGUUUUGUUGAUGGUGAUCGUGAUGGUGUUGGACAGGGUGAUUGAGGUGUUGAUGUCCUUUGAUAUGGUGACAGUGAUGGUGAUGGUGAUGGUGAUGGUGAUGGUGAUGGUGAUGGUGAUGGUGAUGGUGAUGAUGAUGGUGAUGGUGAUGGUGAUGGUGUUGGAUAAGGAGACAGUGAUCGCGAUGGUUAUGCCGAUGGUGUGGAUAAGGUGA